This is a messenger RNA of Batrachochytrium dendrobatidis JAM81, 873 nucleotides long. RefSeq lists its product as uncharacterized. The transcript has a single exon. Bases 1 to 873 code for a protein of 290 amino acids. The record is from RefSeq and is a predicted model, not a curated record. NCBI's taxonomy places the organism in Eukaryota, Fungi, Chytridiomycota, Chytridiomycetes, Rhizophydiales.
AUGUCGGUCCAGGACAGCCCUAUCAGCAUUGUAGCCAGUUUGGGUCCAUGGGGACCUAUGGAGUAUGGCAGCCUAAUAUAUGGCCUCAUUCUAAUUGGAGCAGCAAUCAUUAGAUUCGGUAUACUUUGCACAAAGGGAUUCUCUGCUACACCACAAAAAGUAUGGGGCACAACUUUGGUUUUGAUCUUGGCGCUCAUCAUACUUGACAUGGUUCUUACCUUUGUACCAGGCGCACUUACUCCUAUUUCGCAAUGUAUUGCCAUUCUCUUGCUAUGGGUCAUUGUUUCCGGUUUCUGGUAUUGGCAGGCACGCUUUUUUUACAACUUGCCACGAUCAGUGCGUUAUGUCAAUCGAGAAUUUGUCACUGUCAUCACAUUUGCUGUAGUGUUUAUCAGCUUUGAGCACUUUAUCUUGGCAGCCUCAUGUUUUCCGCCACUUUUGCAAUAUCAACCACAGUUGAUGAUUAUGAGCAUGAUAUGGCUUGGCAUCAUUGCCAUCUGCGAUCUCAUUCAAAGCAUUCUACUGUUUAGAUUUCUUGCAAAAGGAUUGGAUAUUCCUCUCCCUCUCAAGGUGCGAUACACCUUCUUUUUUAUCGUUAGUGCUUGUAGCAUGAUUGUCGGCAUGUUGAUCAGUCCUGACCGCCAAUAUGUUACAUUGUACAUUGGCGAUUUAUGUGUUUGCGGGUUUGCGUUGUCCUCCAUGUUUUCACUUGAAACUAUAUCCGAAUGUAGCGCCUUGAGAAGACAGCCCGGAUCUCAUGUAAAAUCCAAUGCCACAUCCUCUCAUCAACUGUCUAGUAGUACACUUAUACUGCCACCUCAAACAUCCCAAAAAUCACUAAAGAUACCACCCAGUGCUAUUCUCAACACAUAA